Ipomoea triloba (trilobed morning glory) is the source of this 2009-nucleotide messenger RNA. Its product is annotated as F-box/WD-40 repeat-containing protein At5g21040. The transcript has 2 exons. The coding region runs from base 107 to 1783 and encodes 558 amino acids. The record is from RefSeq and is a predicted model, not a curated record. Gene Ontology annotation, cellular component: preribosome, large subunit precursor. NCBI's taxonomy places the organism in Eukaryota, Viridiplantae, Streptophyta, Magnoliopsida, Solanales, Convolvulaceae. Gene Ontology annotation, molecular function: protein binding.
UCUACAGAAAUACAUCCAAAUUUGUGUGUCUCUCUCUCUAUCUAAACUCAAAUCCCUAAUUCCAAAACCAAUUCACCGUUCUUCGUUUUAAAGGGAACAAAUUUUUAUGGCAUUUGAAUGCCAAAAAUCUACUGAAACUGGUUUGUUGAGAAGUGUGGUCAAUUGUUUAGAGGACUCUGUUAUAGGCAAAGGUGAAUCUAAUUUAACAGGAUCUUUGAGCAAUAAGGGUUGCAUUCUUGACUCUGAUAUAAGAAACCCCAAAACAAAAUUGAAUGGUGAACAUUAUGUUUUGAUUCCAAAUGGCAAUGAGAAACACCCUGCAGAAGAAAUUUUACCUAAUUGUAGGUCAAUAAAUGAUCUUCCUCCAGCUUUGAUAUCUGAGAUCCUUAACUGCUUAGACCCGAAGGAGCUCGGUAUUGUUUCUUGUGUGAACUCGUCUUUGUAUCAGCUUGCAUCUGAGCACCAAGUGUGGAAGGAUUUUUACUGUGAGAGGUGGGGGAAUCCAGCUAUUCCGGCGCCAUUGGGGCCGGGGAAUUCGGAUGUGAAGACUUGGAAGGAUCUUUUUGUGGAGAGGGAGUUUCGUAGCAAGACGUUCCUGGGGCGAUACAGUGUUGACACCUUGUAUGGUCAUACGGAGGCAGUUAGGACGGUGUUUGUUUUAGCUUCGAAGAAGCUUGUGUUUACUUCGGGGUAUGAUCAGAUAGUUCGAAUGUGGGACAUGGAAGAAGGGUUGUCUAUUGCUUCUUCCCGCCCUCUUGGAUGCACUGUCCGUGCUGUUGCUGCUGAUUCAAAAUUCUUGUUAGCUGGCGGUACUGAUGGAUUCAUACAUGGUUGGAGGGCGGAGGAUGGAAAUCCUCAUUUGUUUGACCUUAGAGCUCCUCAGAACCCGAGCAAAGAAUUCCGACUUUGGGAACAUCAAGGCCCCAUAACUUGCCUUGCAGUGGGCUUUAAUAAGAUUUAUAGUGGAUCAUGGGACAUGACUGUACGUGUUUGGGAUUGUUCUUCGCUGAAAUGUUUGAAUGUUUUGAUGCACAAUGACUGGGUAUGGAGCCUAGUUCCUCACGAUACUACAGUGGCGAGUACAUCAGGAUCAGACGUCUAUCUUUGGGACACCAAUAGCGGGAUGAAACUCGCUGUCGUUAACAAUGCUCAUGUCGGUAAUGCUUACUCUUUGGCAAGAAGCCACACCGGGAAGCUUCUAUUCACCGGGGGAGAAGACGGAGCCAUACACAUGUUUGAGGUUGUAAAAAACGCAAGGUGUCAUGUAAAGAAGGUCGCAACAUGGGUUCCUCACUCGGGCCCUGUUUAUUCUCUUGCAUUUGAAUUCCCCUGGCUUGUUUCCGCUUCCAGUGAUGGAAAACUGGCACUUAUCGAUGUGAGGAAGUUAUUGAAGACAAGUAGGUAUUCAGCAACAGGAAGUCGUCCUUGUAAGGUUGACAAUCUGGACCAUACAAGUGUUGAGCCUCCGCAACGAAUGCUUCAUGGAUUCGGGUCCAAUCUAUUUGCCGUGGAUAUUGGUCUGGAUCGUAUUGUGUGUGGAGGUGAAGAAGGCGCUGUUAGGAUCUGGAACUUCUCACAAGCGUUGGAGAUAGAGCAGAGGGUCCGUGCUUUACGAGGUUUAAGGUUAGAAAACAGGAUGAGGAGGCGUAAGCUUCAGUCCAACAUGAAUAGCAAAGGUAGCCGGAGUGAUCAGUGCUCGGUUGCAGCAAAGAAGAACCAAAUCAAUGGCGAUAGGAAUAGUUGGCAGAACAAGCGUAGGGUAAGCGGGAAGCUGAAGGCUUAGGAUCGGGCGACUCCUGAUUAUUUCUAAGCAGUAAAUUUCAUUUGCUCAUAGCUAAUCAUGUAGGUAUAUACAUUCAUCACAUUGUUAAGAUUCUGUCAUUGUUUCCCUUUCCCUCAUUCUGGUUAUAUGCAUGAAUGCCUUUUCCCUUAAAUUCUUCAUUUGUCUGUUAAUACUGGAUUAAUAUGAUUCUAACUGUAAUGUUUCUGUAAAUCUUGCUCUUUGGUCA